Molecule: messenger RNA, 366 nt
Organism: Solanum dulcamara
Lineage: Eukaryota; Viridiplantae; Streptophyta; Magnoliopsida; Solanales; Solanaceae
Exons: 2
Coding region: 1-366 (121 amino acids)
Source: RefSeq, a predicted model, not a curated record
AUGUCCUUGUUGGGUCGUGAUUUGGUUUUUGAUUCUUUGGAGAAGGUGAGAGUCAUUACAGAAAGGUUGAACAUGGCUCAAAGUCGCCAGAAGUUCCGUUCCAUCAUAUGGAGAAGAGAUCUUGAGUUUAGUGUUGACGAUUGGGUUGCUUAUGAGUUGGAGUUACCAUUGGAGAUGGCUAUGGUUCAUCCGAUGUUUCAUGUGUCUAUUUUGAGGAAAUAUGUAGAUGAUCCUAGUUCCACUAUACCUUUGAAAGUAGUAAAUAUUGAAGAAAACUUGACCUAUGAAGAGGUAUCGGUUGAAAGUUUUGACCAGCAAGUCAAGAUAUUGAGAAACAAGGAAGUUUCAUUCCUCAAAGUCCUUUGA